Messenger RNA from Ictalurus punctatus (channel catfish), 8072 nucleotides. RefSeq lists its product as uncharacterized. Bases 3618 to 4625 code for a protein of 335 amino acids. The record is from RefSeq and is a predicted model, not a curated record. Lineage: Eukaryota; Metazoa; Chordata; Actinopteri; Siluriformes; Ictaluridae. The transcript has 2 exons.
ACUGUUCAAACUUUCUGUGGCAAACUUUGCACUUCAUUUCAGUUUCUCCAUCUUGGUUGGAUGUUGCAUUAUUUAUUUAUUUGUUUAUUUUUCUAACCAGUCUGCAUAUAACUAACUGUAUUGCCCUCAGGUGAAUUAUAGGGUUCGGAAUAAUACUUGAAAAUGUACUAUUUUAUAUGUAAGACUUAUCGACUCACCCUGAAGUCCAUGCAUCUUCGAUCGACCCAUCUGGUCCUGGUAUGGGUUAAAAGUUGUUUUCUCAUUAUUCUGGUCAGGUAUCUGCAGCUUCUGUUGUUCCCCAUAUGUUUCUCAUACACACACAAAGAUCAGAUGUAGCAAGAAGCCUGUAGAAGAGAAGAACAGAUUUUGCCACACGUUACUGACCCUGACUAUUGUGUUGGAAUCCUCAGUAGAUAUUCUGAUCUUCAGUCCAGAGAUGCAUGCGUAUUGUGCCAGUUGAACCCUGUAGAGAAACAUAAGCAUAGGUGACGUUGUUUUAACAAACACUUGGUGGCAGGAUACAUUCCUUGUUGGUUUCUCUCUUUCUCUACCUCACGGUCUUAAAUUGUAUCCCCUUUCUUAAGUAUGCUUUUCCCGCAACACUGUAUCUGUGUGCAUUCCGUGUGCUUCGUUGCGUUGUUCCUGGGAAGGAAUAUUACAUUUGUAAACUUGGCUGACUCCCACAGAUGCAGUAGAUAUAAAAGUGGUAGGCUUUAUGUAAACACAAGCGGUAGAUUAAUUGCUUUGUUUAAGAAUAUAACCCAGAAGACCUAGAAACAUGCCUCCAGAGGUCCAUACCAACAUCUGGAUAAAGAACAAACAUGCACACACACACACUUUGUAACAAAUAAAGUAUCUUUAAAUGUAGCCAUAAACGUGGACCAUGGGGUCCAAGCACUGAUCAUAAAUAGACGUGUGUUUGACCGAUCACAGGAUCUCAUUCAUUUAGUAUAAACAGGUGACUCCCUAAAUGAUUGUUAGGUUAUCCAAUCAGAGUUCCUGAACUAAUUUGUGUCAUGAUGUCACUUAGCAAUUUUUUGUACAAUUCACUUUACAAAUCACUGAGAAUCCUUUUCAAAUAAAAUAGUGUUAAAUAUUGUGCAAAAAUAAAAACCAGUAGUACCAGUAGAGUCUGAGGAAUGCAAAGAGAUUGCGGAGGCCCAAGACGAAUAUCUUCUUGUAGAUAGCGUAGCUGGAUUAGUGCGUGGGAUUAUGGGGUAAAAUACUUUUUAAAAUAAAAAAUUAUAGAUAGAUAGAUUUACAAUCAUGUGGAAAGAAAAGAAGUACUCCCAGUGUAAAUUGUUGGGUUUUUUGACCCGUCUCAUAUCUAGGGUCUGGAGUUCCCUUUGUUAUUGAGGUGUGUGGUGUCAUCAUGCCAAGAUCUAAAGAGUUCUGUAAGGGCUUCAGAAAAAAGUGGAUGCCUAUGAGUCUGGCAAGGGAUUUACAAAGAUCUCCAAAUUAUUGGAAAUGCAUCAUUCCACUGCAAGGAAAAUAAUCUACAAAUGGCACAGAUUUCAAACCCAAGCCCAAGACCAGACCGUCUGAUGCAAAAAGAAGUCUAAAAGAACCCCAACAUUUCAUCACAGGAUCUGAUAGAAAGUCUGGCAACUGUUGGUGUCAACGUGCAUGCUUCUACAAUCAGAAUGAGAUCGCACAAAUUUGAUUUGUAUCAAAUUUGCAUGGGAGGCGUGCCAGGAAAAAGCCUUUGCAGGACUACAGUACAGUUUGAAAGUGAGCAUAUAGGCAAAGACCAGGCCUUUUGGAAUAAUGUGCUCUGGACAGACGAAUCAAAGAUAGAGUUGUUUGGCCGUAGAAACAGCAGACGUGUUUGGCACAGACCAAAGACAGCUUUUCAUGAGAAGCAGGAGAAGAUGGAAAUGUUAUGGUUUGGGGUUGCUUCACUGUCUCAGGGACUGGACAGCUUGCAUUCACUGAUUCAACUAUGAAUUCUGCAUCAUAUCAAAGAGUGCUUGAAGAUAAUGUCAGGCCGUCUGUCCGAAAGUUGAAGUUGAACUGAAAGUGGACUUUUCAACAGGACAAUGAUCCUAAGCACACUCGCAAAUCCACCAAGGAAUGGCUCAAAAAGAAGAGAUGGAGGGUUAUGGAAUGGCCUAGUCAAAGCCCGGAUUUGAAUCCCAUUGAAAUGUUAUGGGGGAAUUUGAAACAGGCAGGACAUGCAAGAAAACCCUCAAACAUCUCGCAACUGAAAGAAUACUACAUAGAAGAGUGGUCAAAAAUUCCAGCAAGCCUCGUGGACAAUGAUGCAAAACGCCUACAAGACGUUAUUUCUGCUAAAGUGGGCAAUACUAGCUUCUGAGGCCAAGGGUGUACUUACUUUUUCCACAGAAGAAUAUCACAUCUAUUUAUAUUUCUGGUGAAUAAAUGAUUGAAAAAGCUCAUUUUCCUUACUCUUCAAAUAUAUCGACUUUAUUAAUAGGCACCGUUCCAAAGAGGAUCAGAUGUUUGCUUCUCCAGAUCUGUCAAAAAAAGCCAACAAUUUCCGUAAUUGGGGCGUAAUUUUUUAUUUUUUAUUUAUUUAUUUAUUUAUUUAUUUUUUUACAUGACUGUACAUACCACACCACCUCAUUGUGCAUCAUUUUCCUAUAACAGCAUGGCCCGCUGUUUGUUCCUUAUAUUAUAUUACAUGAGUAUAACGCAUAUAAAAUAUUUCGAUAGCUACACAACACUGUUUGCUUUAUGUGAAGCUAAUGUUUAAUUCAUCAUCCACUUCCUAUUUCCUUCAACCAUGUACACAAAGCUUUAUGAUCUUUUCCAUCAUUUGGAUGUGUCUCUUAAGCUGCACCAAAAAAAGGAAUUUGUAUGUAAGAGUUGUUUACUGUUCAUGAAUCCUACAGUCUGAAGCUUUUUAUUAUGCAAAUAUUUUUCUAGCACAUCUCGCUGGUUUGCCCAUCCAAAUAUUUUCCCUGCAUGUCAAUGACUCCUCUGUCAAACAUUUGCAUAGAGUGAUUGUACAAGCGGCUCCUCCGGUGUACAGUGCUGAUACCAACGUGGCAUGAGAAAUCUUUGAAAGUGCUUGUUAUCAGUGGAAAAACUGGGUUAGGCUAAUGAGGUUUCUCUAGCUCAGGCUCUCAUCCUUCAGCCAAUUCUCCAAUAGUUGCUCGGGGUAACAGGCUAAAAAUCACCGUGGCUGCAAAUGUACGUUAAAGGCACAUUAAUAUCCUGCUUGGCUUUCUAAAGGCAGGAAAUUGUCAAAAUAGGAUGCUACAUUUGUGGGUUAUUCAGACACUUGCUUGGUAUUAUUAUGGCAUGUUUGUAUUUUGUUUUCCGCCUCCCAUGUGGCUGUGUGAGAGGAGCCAGUGGCAGCUGUGUAAAGGUAACAGAUUUACACUGGGAAAUAAGUAUCUGCAUGGGGAAAUAUUUUGAUAAGUCUAUUUAACUUAUAUACUGUAUGUAUGUGCUGUUAUUAAAACACCUUCUGUGUCUCCCUCAAAUGCUUUCAAAGAAAUAUCAGGAGGUAAGAUUGCAUCUGAAAUAUUGUGAGAUGUUGUCAUUUAUGCUGUACUGCAGCGGCUGAGAUUUGUGUUAAACUGUGUGGUGCAUGUGUUGCUGCUUUUGUUUCAGUUUCAGAGUGUUGAUUUUUGCUUCUGUUUUUAAAAAUGUCACACGAUGAACGAACAUCACUGGCGGAAUCUGCUUUUCCCUACAAAAGCAUUAUUAUUUGUUCACCGUUCUUCCCAAGCUUCUGUAUUUUUAUAAUAGCACCACAACAAAACAAAACACAAAAAGUCGACCUGUUUUUCUGCCUUCUCUCUGCAGUUGACCAAAGCAUGUUUGAGAACUCAAGUGCAGGUGAGCAGCUGAAGCAGGGGACGAAGCCGAGCUCCGUCGCCGGCCGCCGUGACGUCUCCUCUCCAGGGGGCCAAAAAGGCAGCACACACCUGAAGAACCUGGGUAAAGCCAUGGGGGCCAAAGUCAAUGACCUGCUGCGGCGUAAAGAGCCCGGCAGCCUGGGGGACAUCGGAGUCACGGAAGUCAACAAGAACGUAGGAGCAGUGUGGUCCAGCCACAAAGUGACUGUGAACAGCCACAUUUCACUGGACGCUUUCCCUCGCCUGGAUCCUCCACCUCCCACCAAUAAGAAGCGUCUCCCUCGCGCUUUGAAGACCACUCAGGAAAUGAUGAUCUCCUCUGACCCUGUGGUGGCCUCUCCAGAGCUCUCAGACUCCUCCUUCUUGUCCUCCCCAGAGAAGAUCCACCAAACCAAAGCCCCUGCGCAACCUGAAGAGCCUGAAGAUCAAGUGCAACCCUCAGGAACUGAUAGUGCUCCGGAGGCCCUGACAAAAGAAGAGAACAGAUCAGGCCAGUUUUCUGAUAUGGAUGGCAUCCAAACAGCAGACGAAGAGAAGGAACGAGGCACUGUGGAUGAAGACCAGUCGCACGUGCUGCUCUCGGUUCCAGAUCUCAUCCACAAGGACGGCCUGGAGCUCAAGCAGAAAUUGAGCAGCUCUGAGAGUAGAAUGGCGUCCACACCGCGUCCAGGCAAAGGAGACCGUCGAAUCAGCAUGAGCGAGGGAGAACUUCUUCAGAACGGCUCAGUGGGACACAUGAGGACCUCCAGCACGGAGAACGAGGAACCACACCCAGACCUGCUUUCAUUUGAAUAAAAUCUUCAGCACAUUUGAGAUCAAUGUCACGAUGAUCUUCCCGAUCAACCCGGUCUUCGUCGGUCUUCUUGAGAGAAUCUUUCUCUGCGAGACGUUGGUUUAACUGAAAAGGCAGUCACCGAUGCUCGUACAGGAGAACCCGCGGGCCUUAGGGGAACCAAGCGAAGUGGAUUUAUCAUCGUGACAUUUCUGUGAACCACUGUAUUUUCUGUGUGUGCACUAUAAUGUGUUUAUUAUGCCUCACUUUAUUAUGUAUUACCACAGAACUAUUCUGAAUAUUUUAGCCUAAUUAUUUUAAUAACUCAAAUCACUAUUUUAGAUUUUUGAAGCUUUUCCUGCACCUGUCAGUACUUCUAGCCAUUUCAGAGAUUAUUCUUGUUGUGCAUUUUAUACUAAAGGAUUGAAACAGCUGGUCAGUAAUAGCCAAAGCGAGGACAUUUGAUCUGCUGUAAUACUUCUAAAGCUGUGCAUGUACUCCGUAUCCCUGUUCACGCCGCUAAGCGAUGCAGAGCCUCAAUACGGCCACAGCGCCAAGCGAUGUGCGUUUAAUUCAGAUUUACAAAGUGCACCCAGAACAACAUCCCCGCUCAGAUUAGUGCUUUAGUACCGCUCUUAAUUAAACGUUAGCUACGUUUCCAUCCAAGUGAUUUUGUUUCAGUUUUGCGACGUUUAAAUGUAAUAUUUUACACAUCGUGCAAAACUUUAUUCUUUUUAAACUUUUGUCGAUGCGUUUGCAAAAAAAAAAAAAAAAAAAAAAAAAUGGUUUCAAUACAUUUUUAUUUUAUCGCUUGUAAUAUGCGUAAUAUUGCGUAGUGUCUAUGAAAACUAAGCUACUGGGGUUGACAUAGAGAAUGAUCUGUGCACUACCAAAGCUAUGCAUAGUAUUAUGUGAUGGCACAAAGGCUGAGAAUUUUUUUUUUUUUUUUUUUUUUUUUUUUUUUUUUUUUUUUUUUAACGGAGAUCCGAUGGUGACAUGCAUGGUCAUGGCACAGUAAAGCAUUAGUUUCAUGUCCCCACUGGGGCUCUGUACUACUCCAGUGCAAAAUUUUGUAAUGAUUUUGAGAUCACACUCCUUUUUCGUUUUGCUUUUUUUUUUUUUUUUUUUUUAAUAUAUAUAUAUAUAUAUAUAUAUAUAUAAAGGUAAAUAAACUGCUGUUCAGAUUUCCAGCGUCCAUACACCAGAUCCUUAGUGACCAGUUUUAUGGGUGGUUCACUUCAGGGCACUUUAAAUAACAUCUUUUCUUGGGCAUUAUGACAAUAUUCAGACUAACUUUACAUUAGUCUGUAUGCAUUUCCCAGUUUUUAUUGGAACUGGGAGUGAAAUCUCAGACUUGCUGGCUAGUUUUUGAACACAGAGUCAGUCUCGCGUAUCAAUCUGAAUAAUCUCACUCCGAGAUCUGUGUAUCAGCGGUCAGGCGGAAGAUGCUGGAAAGGUGAGAAGCAUGGAUAAGAAAUGUAGGGGCUGAAUGAGCAGAAAAAUAGAAAAGAUGUUAAGGUCUUCACUCUUUUGACCUGAUUAGCAUGCUAAUGAUUAUGCUAGGUGGUAGAUAUUUGGUAGAACUACAGCUGUGUGUUAAGGCCGAAGGAAGUAGAAAGUAAGACAUGGGUGUAUGUAUAAUCAAAGCAAGGUCCAGGUAGCAAGCCUGUCAGAAAGCCUGGCCAUCCAGGAGGGAAGAUAAAGCAGGACAGAAUGAGGCCCAGGAAUCUGAGUGCAGGAUUCUGAGAGAGAGGUUCUCAAGCACAGAGCGUACAGAGUGCUGCUGACGGACAGUCAGAGUGACGGCCUGCUCGGGGAAUGGCACUAAUGAGGCUCAGGCAGUGCAAAGCCGUGAGAAUGGGCCUGGAGAUGAUAAGGAAUGUCGUAACUCGAUUUACACCGUAGCGCUGUUGAAUUCUCAGUUCUGAUUGGACAGGAGGUGUUGAUUCAUAUUCUGCUUUAACAGCCGCAGUGGAAGCAGUCAGUAGUGUUCUCUGCAAGGCAAAUCGCAGCUUUCUAUUAAUGCGCUUGUUCUCAUACAUUAUCCUUUCCAUAGCAGCGACUUGCGCAAGGACAAAAACGUGUAAUCGUUUGAAGAUUUCUGGAAGGAGAUUUUUAUUUCUCACUCUGAAAGGCGUCUCCGCUGUCAGUACUUUGCAGCGAUCAGACGUAAAGCUGUGCCUUAACAUGUUCCGACACUGGAAAGUCUUCAGGAUGAAGGACUUUGCGUUUUCUCAGUACCAUAUGUUUUGGGGUUUUGUUUGUUUGUUUGUUUGUUUGUUUGUUUGUUUGUUCAGUUCAUUUUAAGAGAGGGGAAAAAAAGGACAGAGGAACUGUUUAUAGCUGCUAUAACAUAAGAAAAUAACACAGGGAACUAACUUAUUUUCCAGAUGUUCCAGAAUAUGACAUGCAUAAAUGGACAAAAUGUACACGUUGUUCUUUAGUUAAAAAAAAAACUGUUUGUAAACAUUUGCUUUUGCAGAACUUUGCUUUUGCUUUGCGCCCUACAGCCCACUACCCUGUCACUGAUUAUUUUCCGAUAACGGCAUGCGUCCAGAUGUUUUACCCCUAACAUAAAGCUCAGCCUGACAUCAGUCUGGCUCGCACGAUCCUCUGGAAGCACAGUCUUUCACAUCGAACAAAUCCUCCUCUUCAAGACCUUUUGACCACGUCAGAAGGUCUCCACUCGACUUUCUCCCACUCCCAGUGCAUCGACGUUAUAGAAUACUUUUCCGCCGUUCUAUCAGGGACAUCAUGCAAUAUUUAGUCGUUUCAAUACGGUUAGAAUGAAUACCGAGAUGAUUCAUGGAUGAGGCGAUGAGCAAUUGCAGAAAGAAAAGGUUUAGAAAAGAAUUGUCGGUCAGAAUGAUGAAAAGCAUUACGUGGGUGUCCUGUUUGAGUGAUGGACUCAUUCUUCUGUUCAAACUGUCCUUCACGAUAAUGGACCGCUCUUAUAAAUGGAACCUCGAUACGCGAGGACACGUUUCAUUUCACCUGUGAGUCAGCCUUUUGCUGUACUAAUGCUGUGUGCCUUCGCUGUACGUGCCACUGGGUCAUAAAGUGUAAAGUAACAUUAUUGUAUGAAUAUUUUAUGAUACUCAAAUGUAUAUGUGCUUGGAGGGGAGGGGAGGGGAGGGGGUGGAGGGGGGGGGGUCGAAUCAACUAAAAGCUAAAAAAUAAUAUUUCUGCUUUAGUCCGAUUUGAAGAUGAUUUUUUUUUUUUUUUUUUUUGCGAUCAGAAUGUAUUAAAAAGAAAAGAAUAAUUAUUGUCGUUUCUUUGUGUUUUAAACUGUCACAUAUCUUACUUUAUAAUGCUCACUUUAUCAUGAUAAACGAUUGAAGGAAACUGUUGAAGGAACAUUGUGUUUAUGAAGGUUUUAUGAGCGCACUAAAAGCAAAAAAAAAAUAAUAAUAAAAAUAAGUAUAAGACCUCAAAUAUUACAGAUUUUGUAUUAAAGCCAUUUUUCAGAA